UUCACAUUCAAAGAUCCAAAAUGUUCCAAAGGUUGCAGAACCACAACCAGCAAACUCUAUAAUUUCACGCGAAUUUUUCUUCAUCCAAUUCGAAUAAUAUUGUUAUUUUCUCUCACAUUUGAUUCUUCUCACUCUCAAUUUUCUCUCACCUUGUUUGUAUCUAUCUUUGGUUUCUAUUUUUGAGUUUUUUUUUUAAUAUUUUUCGUGGAAAAUUCAAUCCUUUUCAGUUUUCACUGUCCCUGAUCAUCAUUUUAACAUCUGGGUGAGUGUUUCUUGUGAAAAAACUAAAAGGGUCUUCAGGGUUUGAUCCAACAAGCAUUAAAAACCAACCUUUAACAUUUUCAUCAUCAUCAACCGCUAUACCAGAUGCCAGAAAAUCGACAUGUUUCUAGGAAUGCUGCUGCUUCUAAUCCACCUGCUGACAACAACAUUGAAGAAGCAAUUCGGCGUUUGAAAAUCAAUGGUAAUCGGGAUAGAGAUGCUGUUGCUCAAUCUACCCCGUAUCCGGAUCGACCUGGUGAACCUGAUUGCUUGUAUUAUCUGAGGACUGGAAUGUGUGGUUAUGGGAGCAAUUGUCGCUAUAAUCACCCUACUCAUAUUUCACUCGCUACUCAGUUAGGUGAAGAACUCCCUGAGAGAGCUGGGCAACCUGAUUGCGAGUAUUUUCUCAAGACAGGGACGUGCAAGUACGGGUCAACAUGUAAAUAUCAUCAUCCAAAGGACAGGCGAGGUGCUGCUCCAGUAUCAUUCAAUACUUUAGGUCUUCCCAUGCGUCAGGAAGAAAAACCAUGUCCCUUUUACAUGAGAACCGGGUCUUGUAAGUUUGGAGCUGCAUGCAAGUUUCACCAUCCGCAGCAGCAUGCUUCCUUUGGCGCUUACUCAUUGGCUGGAUCUCCUACCUCAACUAUUAUUCCAGCAUCAAGUUUACCAUAUGUUGGUGCAUUUCCUGCAUGGUCAGUACCAAGAAUGUCAUAUUUAUCUGGACAGGGCCUUCAAUCUUAUCUGCCUCCUUAUCUGUCUUCUUCGCAAGGCAUUGUACCUGCACAGAGCUGGAACACCUACAUGGGAAGUAUGAACCCUGCAAUGCCUAGCAGUUUUCCUGGAUCUAAUCUUGUCUACGAGUAUAUGAAUCCUGGCGAAUCACUUUCUGGCGGGCAAGCAUUAAGCUCAACUCUCCCAGACAGACCUGAUCAACCAGAAUGUAAAUACUUCAUGAGCACCGGAACCUGCAAAUAUGGAUCUGAUUGCAAGUUCCACCAUCCAAAAGAAAGAGUAGCCCAAUCAUUGAUAAAUCCACUUGGCCUUCCUGUGAGACCUGGGCAGGCUAUAUGCUCCUAUUACAGAAUCUAUGGAAUAUGCAAGUUUGGCCCCACAUGCAAAUUUGAUCAUCCAGUUGUUGCUAUCCCUCAGAACUAUGGCAUGACCUCACCUUCUCUAUCUGUACUUGAUGCAUCAUCUCUCAUGAGUAAUCCAAGAGGGUUCUCCUCCACUGUCCAACUAACUGAGACAUCUCCACCUAAAUUAUCAAGUGACAAGCUACAACAGAACUCAGACGCUAAAGCUGAAGCUGCUGCAGAAGAAGAUUCACCCAAACAAGAUGACACUUCAUCAAAUUCUUUCUCAGCCUCGUCACAGUCUUUACAUGAAUAAAUUGCUUGAAGUUUGAUCUUUCUUUGGGACACUUUUUUUUCUUCUUAAUUUCCUCAUUUUCAGGAGAAAUAUAUUACACAUACCAUCUGUUCCCCCUUUUCACCUGCAAUUCUGUUUCUGUGGGGUUGGAUAGUUUGUUCUGUGAUUGUUGUGACAAUCAUGAGCCUGUGGGGGAUAGAAGGCAUUUUUUGUGGUGAAUAAAAUGCAGGUAGAAAGUUUGUGACCUUCCA
Molecule: messenger RNA, 1880 nt
Organism: Lotus japonicus
Lineage: Eukaryota; Viridiplantae; Streptophyta; Magnoliopsida; Fabales; Fabaceae
Product: zinc finger CCCH domain-containing protein 3-like
Exons: 7
Coding region: 367-1650 (427 amino acids)
Molecular function (GO): metal ion binding; mRNA binding
Source: RefSeq, a predicted model, not a curated record